AUGGUUGCAAAAUAUUUUUUUGUGUUGUGCUUACUAGUUUGUAUUGUAGAAGCACAAGCUCAAUAUGUUGUUUUCAACGUGAUGAAUUAUGGUGCAAAAUCCGAUGGCCAAACAGACAAUAGUGGGGCAUUUUUGAAAGCAUGGUAUGAUGCAUGCAAAUGGAAUGGAAAAUCAACUAUGUUUAUUCCAGAAGGAACAUAUAUGCUAAAUGAAGUUAUAUUUAGUGGUCCAUGCCGUGGUACAACAAACUUUAAAUUGAAAGGAUUAUUAAAAGCACCAAUUGAUCCAUAUUCAAUAAAAAAGGAUUGGAUAAAUUUUAGAUAUGUUGACAACUUGAUUGUUGGUGGUGGUGGUGGUGUAUUGGAUGGUCAAGGAUCUUAUGCUUGGAAAACUAAUGAUUGUCGAACAAAUCCAAAUUGUCGCCCUCUUCCUACGACAAUGUCAUUUGACUUCAUCACAAAUGGUUAUAUCCAUCGCAUGCGAUCUGUUAACAGCAAACAAGGGCAUUUUGUGAUGUAUGGAUGUCAGAACAUGAUACUCACAAAACUAAAAAUAAUAGCUCCUUCCGAUAGUCCCAAUACAGAUGGUAUAAAAAUGGCGAAGUCACAUGGUAUAAAUAUUACAAAUGUGAACAUUGGUACCGGAGACGAUUGCAUUGCUAUCCUCUCGGGUACUAGACAUCUUCGAAUUUCUGAUGUUUUUUGUGGUCCUGGUCAUGGUAUUAGUAUUGGAAGUCUUGGUAAGUAUGAAGGGGAGGAAAAUCUCUCUGACAUACAUGUUAAGAAUUGUACCAUUAGUGGUGCUAGUAAUGGUGUUAGGAUUAAAACAUGGGCUUCUCAAUUGAAGAAUUCUUUGGUGGCUUCUGAUAUUGUCUUUGAAGAUAUUAUCAUGAAUAAUGUGCAAAAUCCAAUUAUCAUUGAUCAACGAUAUUGUCCAGUUGCUCCAUGCACCUAUAAGGGGGCUUCAAAUGUACAAAUAAGCAAUGUGUCAUACAAAUACAUUCGAGGAAGUGGAAAUGGAGAAGUUGCAGUGAGUAUCAAUUGCAGUGAAAAGAAACCAUGCCAAAACAUUAAACUAGAUAAUAUUAAUUUGUGGCCUUCUGGUGGUAAAGGAACACUAAGAAAUGAAUGUUCCUUUGUUAAUGGUGCUUCUUAUGGCCCACAGAAUCCUCCUUCUUGCAUAUAG
Messenger RNA from Cicer arietinum (chickpea), 1185 nucleotides. RefSeq names its product exopolygalacturonase. Gene Ontology annotation, molecular function: polygalacturonase activity. The record is from RefSeq and is a predicted model, not a curated record. Gene Ontology annotation, biological process: carbohydrate metabolic process. NCBI's taxonomy places the organism in Eukaryota, Viridiplantae, Streptophyta, Magnoliopsida, Fabales, Fabaceae.